This is a messenger RNA of Clunio marinus, 2703 nucleotides long. The record is from the annotation of a GenBank genome assembly. NCBI's taxonomy places the organism in Eukaryota, Metazoa, Arthropoda, Insecta, Diptera, Chironomidae.
AUGAAACAUAUUGGUGGAUUAUUAUUCAUUGGCUUUGUUAUUUUGCUAACAUUGGAACCUUCGAUUGAAGAAAAUAUUUUCAUUUCCCAAAGCAAUGAAAAACCUACACCAAAAAAUUUCAACUCAUUAUCAGAAGUCGAUCAAACUAAUGAUGAGAAAUUAAUGAGAAAUAAAAGAAACAUUAAUGAAAAUGAUGAUUUAGGUGCAAGCAGAAGUGCAGGUCAAUCAAAUCGGAACAGCAAUGGAAAUCAACAACAAAAUUCUAGAAGAUCAGAAGGAAGAAAUGGAAAUGGAAGAGAAAGAUCUCGUUCAUCAGUUAAUAGACAGAAUAGAAGAAAUAAUGAUGGAAAUAGACGAAGCGACUCCAAUUCAAACACAAGACAACAAUCACGUGGCACUUCUAAUGGAAGACAAGGGAAUAGACGAAGCGACUUCAAUCCCAGCACAAGACAACAAUCACGUGGCACAUCCAAUGGAAGACAAGGAAACAGAAACCAACGAAGGGAAUCUCGUCAGGGAAUGUUCUCCAGAAUCACUGGGAACAACGAUGGUCAGAAUAAUGACAGAAAAAUUUCAUCUCAAAGUUCAAAUCAAAUUAAUAAUAGACAAAAUCAGAAUAAUGAACGUAGACAAAGUGGACAGGGGAAAAAUAGAAAUAGAAGAGUUCGAGGAAGACAACAAAAUCAAAGACAAAAUGAAGAUUCGACUAAGGCAGAUGCACAUCAAAAUCACAAUCAAGACAAUGGCGUCAAUACAGAAGAUGGACAACAAAAUCGCAAUCGUGGUGUUGUUAAUAAUAGAAGAAGGAGAAGAAGAAGAAAUCAUAAUCAACAAGAUCAAAACAAUGUGAAUGAUCAUGAAAAUGACAAUCAAAACGAUCAAAGAAAUGUUGCAAAUCAUCAACAUCACCCUAAUCAACCGCAUUCACAAUCGGGAAAUGAAAUUUCCAAUAAUUAUAAUGGUGGAAAUAAUCAAGAUCGCCAAUCUAAUCAGAAUAAUAGAAACAAUCGCAGUCAACGACGUAGAGUUUUCAAUCGCAUAUUUUCCAAUAGAAAUAAUGAAAGAUCGAAUGGAAUUAAUGAUCAGCAGCAGCAUAAAAAUCAUGACGAACAUGACGACAAUGAUGACAAUCAAAGAACUUCAAAUAAUAGGAACAACCGCAUUCACAGAGUUCGCAGAAGAAUCUUCAAUCGUAUAUUUAGGGGAAGAAGCAACAUCAAUCACAAUAUUCAAGAUAAUUCAUAUAAUCGAAAAAUAAAUUCACGGCAAAGUGAUGAUCAACAACAUGGCGGUCAUGGACAUGAAAUUAACGAAGGAAAUCACGAGAUUAGCAAUAAUCAUGGUGGAAUAACAAGCGGAAAUUUUCAUGUUAUUGAACAUCAAAACAAUAAUCAUCAUAAUGGGGAAAUGGAAAUGAAAAACAUCGAUUUUAAUGACCACCAUUUAAAUGAACAUAACACAGGAAGUGCGAAUAUUCAUAAUCAUCAUGGCGUUAGCAAUUUUCAUGGAUUUGGUUGGUCGCCAGUUAUUCAUAAUGGUUUUUAUAAUCCAUCAAUUCCAACUUCAAACCAUCACUUUAGUGGACAUUCAUCGUGGAGUUCACUUGACAACAUUCACAAUGGACAUCAUGGAUCUUUUACUGAUAACAUGAACAUGAACAUGAUCAAUCAUGAAAAUGGAAAUUCAGAUAUGAUGAACCAGCAUGAACGAGAUUCGACCGGUUUAAACGGAAUGAAUCAUCAUGAAGAGUCUGAGAGUUCAAGAACAAAUGAAGAUAAUCGAAAUAUAAACACGAACCAUCACAAAGGUUGUUUUUGGUCGAAGAUUAUAAAUUCUGUUGGAAGGAGAGAAACUGAAAUGAUGCCGAACGGAAACUUUAAUGGUCACGAAGGAAAUCAUCUUUGGCAUUACAUUGGGGCACAUCCUAUGAUGGAUCACAACGUGCACCAAUGGACAAGUCACGAUCAUGCAUGGCAUCCAAUGAAUCACGAUUCAAAUAUUGGUCAAAGUGAACAUUUCAAUAUGAUUCCCAAUGAUGUCAAUUGGGGAAGAUCCAUUUGGAAUAACAACAAUGAGCAUGGAAACUUAAUAAGCGCAAAGAUACAAAAUGAAUUCACGAAAGUUGAUGGAAGUAAGCAUCGAAAAAAUCUUUUCCUCCACAACUUUUACCGACGUGGUCGACGUUACAGUAGAAGUUCAAGUUCUUCAUCAUCAUCGUCAUCAUCAUCGGAAGAUUAUGAUUUUGGAAGACGUAGAAGAAGAAACAGACGUCGCUUUAAUAGAUUUCGAAAUCGAAGACGAUUUUAUUGGCAGAGAUUUAACAAUCGCAACUUGAUUGGAAAUACAAAUCAGUGGAGUUCUCCAAUUCAUCAAGGAAACAAUCACAACGGAUACAAAUGGAUAAGUUUCAAUACUUCUAGAAAGAAUCAAAGUUCACAUGACUCGAAUGUCAACAAUGAAACUGAAAAUAUUGAAACAUUGCAUCAUAAUGACGGUAAACCGAGUUUGGGUCCAGCAAAAAUCACAACAAUUCAUCAUCACCAUCAUCACAUUCAUUUUCAUGAUUGUGACGGCAUCAGUCGAAGCAGAAGUAAAUCCUUCAGCGACAGUAAAAGUUCGGAAGAAUGUGGCAAGAAAGAAAGUCGUGAAGAUUCCAGAAAGCCAAUUCGAAUGAGUUUGGGAAGCACUCGAGUGAAGAAAUGA